AUGAUUGCCGUGGUGCCAUCUGUGGUACUGCUUGUACUGGGAGUAGUAGCAGGAAUUCUUGGUUACCGGUGGAGAAAAAAGAAACAAAGCGACAACCUUGAGUUUCAAUUCCAUCCCGAUAUUCUAGAAUUACGUACAGGUGUGAACAGGCCACCAUCCCCACUUCCCCCGCCUGUGCCUGCUCGGCCACAGUUCCUGGAGUACGAGGUGAACCCGACUGAUCUACAGCUGAACGAACAGAUCGGCAGAGGUGCCUUCGGUAUCGUCUUCCUCGCCACUUUAAAGAGGGCUGUUGACGGUCUUCUCACCGAACAAACCGUGGUGGUCAAAACUGUCCAUGAAGAUGCAGGGGAAGAGGAAAUCAAAAAUUUCAUACGUGAGAUGGACACCACCAUCACCCUGAGGCAGCAUAUCAACCUGUUGGGUCUUGUGGGCUGCUGCACGAUGUCCCACCCUCCCUACCUGGUGACGGAGUACAUGCCGUAUGGGGACCUCAAGAACUUCCUACUCAAGUGCAGAAAGGUAAAGUUGAGUGAGAGGCUCCGAGACAGUAUGUAUGACUUCAAUGAGAUGGAGGUCUACCAAGUAGCGCGGCAGAUAGCAAAUGGAAUGACGUACAUUUCCCAGGCUGGUUACGUGCAUGGUGAUCUGGCUGCCCGAAACGUGCUGGUAGGAGAGGACCUGGUGGUGAAGAUCGCAGACUUCGGCCUGACAACAGACAUCUACGAGCGAGGCUACCAGCGGCAGGACGCGGAUCAGAAGAUCCCAUUGAAGUGGAUGGCACCAGAAAGGCUGCAGCGAGAGGGCCGGUACACAAGCAAGAGUGAUGUUUGGUCCUUCGGUGUGUUGCUGUACGAGAUCGCUACGUUAGGGAACGUGCCCUAUGCGGGUCUAGAUCGCACGCUUCUGGAUGAACUCCGCACUGGAUACCGAGAACCACGCCCUCCUGGGCUUCAACAAGACCUGUACGACAUGAUGCUGCGGUGCUGGCAAUGGGAGGAAGAUGAUCGCCCAGAGUUUGAGAAUCUUUACGAUGAGCUGGACGCUGUGGUAGAGUCCAUGGCCAAGGGUUAUAUAAAACCCGGUUCCGGCUCCCCAGGGGGUGAGAAUGGGGCGGCAGUAGCUACCGAAAACGCGUACGACAUCCCGAGGUCGGCCCAAAUGAGGAUGCAGCUCCACGUCACUGCAGACGUCUACAACAGCGAAGAUCGUGAUGAAAUCGACUCACUCGCCUCCUCAAAUGUAGAAUCCAGUUCCACACCAAUAGGGGGGCAUUUGGAUAAUCACGAAAUCUCCGACACCGAGCUACCACGGUCAACGAAUGACCAUAUUGAGGGCAACUCUCGUGAUGCUGAAGAAGAUAUGAAGAAGUCUCCAACAACAGAAGAAACUGUGGAUAAUGUCUAA
Molecule: messenger RNA, 1407 nt
Organism: Branchiostoma belcheri (Belcher's lancelet)
Lineage: Eukaryota; Metazoa; Chordata; Leptocardii; Amphioxiformes; Branchiostomatidae
Product: tyrosine-protein kinase SRK3-like
Exons: 7
Coding region: 1-1407 (468 amino acids)
Biological process (GO): cell surface receptor protein tyrosine kinase signaling pathway; positive regulation of kinase activity; multicellular organism development
Cellular component (GO): signaling receptor complex
Molecular function (GO): transmembrane receptor protein tyrosine kinase activity; ATP binding
Source: RefSeq, a predicted model, not a curated record